AUGAAGCUGCUGGUGUCUGCAGGUUCAAUGCUGGAUGGACGCAGACGGAAGAGCGGGGAGUUUUUGACAGCUGGUGUGGAGGCGGCAGCCCCGCCCCCGGUCCCUGCCGUGGAAAAGUACCCGGGCGCCCAGGUCCCCGCCCCUUGCCCCGCCCCCGAGCCGGCUCAGGCCCCUCCCGGCCCUCCGGGAAAGCCCCCUCCCGCCCGGCCCCGGCCCCGGCCCCGCCACCUGCUCCCGCGGGCCGUGGCUGCGGGCCGUGGCCGGGAGCCGAGGACAACAGCCCGAGGGCACCGAGACUCCCUGGCGCGGCUUCCCAGGACCUGCUGGCGCGCGGGAACCCUCAACCGGCCGCCGAGUGGGCGGGCAGAUAGUGAGGCAGGCCGGCUGGAGGGGCCAGAUAGGCAGCUUGGCCGGCCAGCGGCCGGCAGGGAGAUGGAGAGCAGGAGCCCGCACGAGGGGCGCAGACACCCGGCCCACCGGUUCCCGGCGCCCGCAGGCCCCAGGCGCGCCGACCCACUGGCGCCUCAGACAGAAGCUCUGGUUCCGGCGCUGCCGGCACAGCCCCGCUCCCGCAGCCCCGGACCGAACCGGCGUCGGCACGCAUCUCCCCCUCCUCCAGGAGCGCCCCCCGCCCCGCGCCGCGUUCCCUCCCGCUUCAGCUCCUUGGUGACAGCGGUUGGGAAGGGCAUGGCCAGCCUGGGCCACUGUGAGGAGAGUAGGGGGGCUCAGGCCAGAGGACAGAGAGAAGGACUGAUGGAGUCAGACAUCUCGCUGGCUUGCUUCUUCCUGGGGCAGGGCAGUAAGAGGACAGGCAGCAGCCGGGGCCCACCCACUUCCAGCCCAACCCGGCUUGCUGACCUGGAGCCUGGGCCCAAGAGAAAGUCUGAAAGGGAUGCUAGAGAUAAAGCCAAGGUGAAGGACAAACCACAGAGAAGAUCUUCAAGGUUAUCUGCUAAACCUGUUCCUCCAAAGCCAGAGUCCAAGCCUAAAAAGGCCCCUGCAAAGAAGAGAGAGAAGGUACCCAAAGGGAAAAAAGGGAAAGCUGAUAUUGGUAAGGAUGGGAAUAACCCUGCAGGACAUGGAGAUGCCAAGACAGACCAGACACAGAAAGCUGAAGGUGCUGGAGAUACCAAGUAA
This is a messenger RNA of Mesoplodon densirostris (Blainville's beaked whale), 1137 nucleotides long. Its product is annotated as sterile alpha motif domain-containing protein 1-like. NCBI's taxonomy places the organism in Eukaryota, Metazoa, Chordata, Mammalia, Artiodactyla, Ziphiidae. The record is from RefSeq and is a predicted model, not a curated record. The transcript has 6 exons. Gene Ontology annotation, cellular component: chromatin; nucleus. Bases 1 to 1137 code for a protein of 378 amino acids. Gene Ontology annotation, molecular function: nucleosomal DNA binding. Gene Ontology annotation, biological process: chromatin organization.